Rosa rugosa (rugosa rose) is the source of this 908-nucleotide messenger RNA. RefSeq names its product pathogen-related protein-like. The record is from RefSeq and is a predicted model, not a curated record. The transcript is spliced from 4 exons. Lineage: Eukaryota; Viridiplantae; Streptophyta; Magnoliopsida; Rosales; Rosaceae. Bases 58 to 777 code for a protein of 239 amino acids.
AGACUCUUCUCAGAAAACUUUCAAACCAUAAAACAUUAUCUAGUAUUCUUUGAUCCCAUGGCAUCUGAAAGUGGUGUUGAGGGAGACAAAUAUCGUUACUAUUUGAAUGGAGAUGGAGAGAGGAGCACCAAAUGGAAGUUUGGUACACCUCCCAACUAUGAGGUCGUUAACAAGCUUUUCGAAGAAGGCAGAACCAAGAUAUGGCCUGCUGGGUCACUAGAAGAAAAGGUGCAGAACCUAGUAAAGACAUGGGAGAUGGAACUUUUCCAUAAAGCUAACAUUGAGGAUUUCAAGACACUUGAUCCCAACAAGUACACCUUCAGCCUAAAUGGGAGGAAAGGGAUAAAUUUGGAAGAAAUAGGAAAACUAGGAGGAGGAUACAACCCUUUGCUUCAGACCACACUGCCUGAGAAUCUGAGGGGCUAUAAUCCUGAAGUGGAAACAUCUGAAUCAUCACAUAAGGCUUUCACAACAACAUUCCCAAGAGGAUUUGCGUUGGAGAUUCUUCAAGUCAUUUCUGGGCCGCCGCAGAUCGUGUACAAAUUCAGGCACUGGGGUUACAUGGAGGGCCCUUUCAAAGGCCAUGCCCCAACUGGAGAACUUGUCGAGGUCUAUGGAAUGGCCAUUUUUGAGUUGGACGAGAAUGAAAAAAUCGUGAAGGUGGAGUUCUUUUACGACCCAGGACAGCUACUUGGUGGACUUUUGAAGGGUGCAAAAGUGGGUUCUUCUUCUGAGGAGACUGCUACAGGCUGCCCUAUCCUAAGGAGUACUGGGUAGUGUUCUACAAAUACUACCUAGCUACUACAUAAUUUGUAAAACUCUAUCAUCAAUAAUUUAUGCCCAUAUAGGCAUCACUCUGGGGGGCUGUACUGUGUGGAAUUAUUAUAUGAAUCAGCUUUUAACGGUUU